This is a messenger RNA of Brassica rapa (field mustard), 4568 nucleotides long. RefSeq names its product dirigent protein 25. Lineage: Eukaryota; Viridiplantae; Streptophyta; Magnoliopsida; Brassicales; Brassicaceae. The record is from RefSeq and is a predicted model, not a curated record.
AAUACGGAUCAGAUUUUUAGUCAUUAACUCAUACACUAAUGACAAAAAUGUAAUCCAUUAAUGAGAAUUGAUGUGAUAAAUUACCGAAAUAUUCUAAUUCUUAUCCUGUUAAAAAUUAAAUAGCAGACAGAUCCACGUAGGAUUUGGUAAGAGAAUUAAAGCAAAAAAGAUGCGCAAAACUGUACCACCCCUUGGCAGACCGACCGUUUCGGUUACCGUUUCUCUUAUUGCAUUCGGUUUAAGCACAUUAUCUUAACCGGAACUAAUAUUCAAAUCUUGGGGAGAAGUUAGCUUAGUUUUAAUGUGGUUGUGUAUGUUUCUUCUCCAAAACCAAACCACCAGAUAAUAGAAAAAGCUGUAUCACCUGCUCCAUUUCAUCCACUCCAUCUUUUUCUACUAACAAAUUUUCUUCAUAUGUAUAUAUAUACCCUUGGGAUCAUUUAGCUGAAACAACAAUCGUAGCUUCUCUGAUCAUCUUUCUUGUCCAAUGGCAGGUCAAAAGAUACUCUCCUUCCUGGUUCUAGCUCUCUUUGUUAGUUUCACAGCUGCGGCUCGACUUCUUGAUGAAGAAGAUACGUUCCCAGCCACAACCACCCCUGGCUCAGGUCCCUUCCCUGGUCCUCUACCAGCGUCUGGCUCAGGUUCUGUAGGAACUGGCUCGGGUUCUGCGGGUACCGGUUUCAGUUCAGGAACAGGAUCAAUACCAUCAAGUGGUUCAGCAGGUGCUGCUGCAACUGGUCUCGGUGCCGGAACAGGGACAGGCUCAUCAAGUGGUUCAGGUCCUUUGACUACUACUGGUUCUGGUCCUCUACCAAUCGCUGGCUCUGUUCCUGGUCCUUUACCGGUCAGUGGUGGUCCAGGUUCCUUGCCUGCCACUGGUCCCGGUCCUUUACCAGCUGCUGGUUCUGGUCCUCUACCGGCUGGUGGUUCAUCCACUGGUCCCGGUGUAGGUGCCGGUCAAGCUCUUGGAGGUGGUGCAGGUGCCGGUCCAGCUCUUGGCGGUGGUGGUGUAGGUCCUGACCACACAUUAGUAUUCUUCAUGCACGAUAUACUCGGCGGCUCAAACCCCACGGCUAGAGCCGUAACCGGAGUCGUUGCGAACCCGGCUUUAAGUGGCCAGCUCCCAUUCGCUAAACCCAAUGGCGCAAACCUUCCUAUAACCAACGGAGUUCCAUCUAACAACAACAACAACGGUAUCGUCAACAACAACAACGUCCCUCUUCUCGUUGGACUAGGUGGGACCACGGCUAACAUCCUCCAGAACAACGGAAAUAACGGUAACAACAACCUUUUAAACGGUCUACCGGUUGCUAACGGCGGUCAGCUCCCGAGCGGUUCCGCUCUACAGAUGCUUAUGUUCGGGACAAUGACAGUGAUUGACGACGAACUAACUGAAGGCCACGAGCUCGGGUCUGGUCUGCUCGGGAAAGCGCAGGGAUACUAUGUGGCGAGUGCGGUUGAUGGAACUAGCCAGACGAUGGCGUUUACUGCCAUGUUUGAGAGCGGCGGUUAUGAAGAUAGUAUAAGCUUCUUUGGUGUUCAUAGAACAGCGGCUUCGGAGUCGCAUUUAGGAGUUAUGGGAGGGACCGGGAAGUACGUGAACGCGAGAGGAUUUGCGAUUGUGAAGACGUUUACAGGAUCUAGCGGGACGCAACAGCAGCAGCCGCAUCAGUUCACUGAUGGACUUGAAACUGUUCUUCAGUGUACUGUCUAUCUUUCUUACUAGUUUUUAUUUUAAUGUUAUGCUUGGAGUUUGGGAAUGUUUGGUGUGGAAUGUAUGUGAUUUUAUCAUUUGUAAUAUAAACGUGAAAGAGUUCUGUAAGAAAAUAUACUUGAAUUUGGGUUUUGUCUUUUUGUCACAUUUCUUAAAUUUUAAGUUAAUUGUUUCAAAUUUCAAUACUAAGAAGGGUAUCAAAUCGGGGAUUUGUUUUUCUUUUUGUUAGGAUAUACAUUUUCGAUUUUUCUGUUUACAAAGUAUAUAAAAUCACAAGAAAACCAUAUACAAUUGUAAGGGUAGGCAAAACCCCAACUUGAAAAUCCAAACUAAACAUAUAUAUCGGAAUGGAUCCUUUCUCUGUAGCAUUUUAGGUUUUGAAUUUUACUCAAACCAAUUCGGAUAAAAACUCAGAAAUUUCAAAACAUCAACAAAUCAUACCAAACUCAAACUCAAUAUCGAUUAAAUAUCCAAAUAUUCAAAGAUUCUAAUAAAUAUUUAUUACAUAAAUAAUUAACUCAAAUACCAUGCUUAAUGUAAAUUUUAAUGUUAGGUCAAAUGUUGAGAUUUUUUUAAAUGUUUUAGAAUUACAUUGAAGUUUAAUUAUAAAUAAGUUUGUUUUGGAGUUUAAACAAUAUCAUUUUACUUUUAAAAUUUAAAUAAUAUUGCAUACAUUUAUAGAGUUGUUAUUGGCUUAUUGCUACUUUAGUUUUUUUUCUCUUCGUCUUUACAAUUAUUUAUAAAUCAUGUCACCAUCUUAUGGUAGUGCAAAUUAUUUAAAUUUGCCAAGUUUGUGAACUAAAGUGUUGAUUUUCGAAUAAUAAACAAGUUUUUAGGUAAUGUAAACCCAAAUUAGAACUGAACCUAGAUUUAAAACGGCUUCAACUUGGUUUGAGAUGUGUUAAUAUAUUUGAAUUCUCUGAGGAAAUCCGAACCAAAAUUUUAAAAUAUUCAAAUGAGGCUGAAUUUCAUCUCUCUAACAAAACAAAAACUGAGUGAAUCCAAACUAAACCCAAUUGGCCACCCAAAUGUCUAUGAAUAGUGUGUGUAUUCGAUUUAUUAGUAGUUUUGAAAUUUUGAACAAGAUUUAAGUUUUAAUCGAUUAUAUCUUUUUUUUUUGUUUCGAUUCGGUUUAAAAUUAACAGUGAAGAGUAAAUGUAUUGUGGGCUAGAAAACUUUUGAUGAAUAUCAUAUGGGCCUAAAGAGACUACAAGGCCUAUAACUAUCAUUGUGCGAGGGAAAAAUACUAAAGAUGCUACUACUGUGGAAUACGAACUAGUCAAAUACAUUUUAAAACCGUUUGCACAUUUUUUUUGGAAAUGAAAGUCAUUCUGACAAAGUUCGUUUAAAAGUCAAUUAUUAAAUAAUAACUUAAUUAACAAAAUGGAUGUUUUUUUUUUGUAAAAAACAAACAAACAAAAUGGAUGUUGAGAAUUAGUUGAGAAAAAUUCAUAAAAAGUUCUCCAGGUUCACUUUGUUUUGGUGUCGUAGUUCGUUUAAAAUUUGCCAAUUAUUAAAUUAAUAAGAAUAAUAACAAUAAACGUUUGAACAAUGGAAUGAUAAAAAGAUCGAGACAAUGUCAAACAGAUUUCAUUUGUAUGGCUCAAACGAAGCAAAGCAUGUCAUGUUAUAAAAGUGACAUAAUGAUACUCUAUCAUUAGUUGCCGUCAUUGGAGAUUUGCUUGGUGGGAAACGUGAAAGAAGAGUAUUUGACAUAAUGAUGAGAUUUGCAUGGUGGAAAUUGUGAAAAAAGUUUUCUAGAGAAAUAUCCAAAAUUAUAAGAAUUCACCCAAAAUAUUAGAAAAUUACUAAAAAGUAAGUCGAUUUAUCAGUUGAUGAUAACUAAAGAAAUUCGAAUAUCUUCAAACAGUAUAUUAGUUAUACAUUAUUUUCAGGUUACACAUGCAUUUAACUAUAUACUAGAUUUUAACCUGCACGUCCAUGCGGAUAAUUUUUCAUUUUAUAAAUUGAUAUUAUUACAAAUAUUUUAAAUUUAUAAUUUUCAUUUUAGUAUUAUAUAUUGUAUAACUCUAUAAUAUUAUUGUUUAUAUUUCUAAUUUGGCAUUCUUAAUAUAUAGUGAUUUUUUAAAUACAUUUUAUUUUAUUAUUAAUUUUUAUUAUUUACUAGUAUAUUUUCGAGUAAGGUACAAUAAAAAAAUAUAUAAAAUAAUCAAAUAGAUAACCUCCUUUAAAAUACGAGUUUUCUUUAAUUUAUACAUUUUUGUAUAAAACGUUUUAAAAUUUUAUAUAUUUAUACAUAGAAAAAAUAUGUAUAAGAUAAGUUACAUUUACAUGGUGUGUUUAAAAUAAUUAUAUUGUAACAUAUAUUAUUUAUUACUUUACCGGGUUUAUAAGUAAAAAAACAAUAAUUUGUUUAAAUUAUAUACCCCCUAUUAUUUUAGUAAAUUUUAUACAUAGUAACAUCUAUCAUAUUAUUUUAGUAAAUUUUAUUGAUAUAAUAUAUUUUUUGGAUGUUAUGAUAUUAAGUAUGUUCUCUUUUUGUUUUUAAUUAAAAUUUCAAAGUAAUAGAUUUCUUUAAUUUUUACAAGAUAUAUAUUUUAUUUUUUCUUGGUGCAUUUCAAAAAGUUAUUCUUUAUUAUCUAUAAGUUUAUCUUUUGUAAAAUUUGAAAUAUUAGCAUUUUGAGUUUGAAUCUUUAUUUUCAAAAUCAUAUAUUCCGUCAAGAAAACUUUAUAAAAAUUACACUACUAUUUUUAAGUUUGGAAGUUUACAUGAGUUUUGAAUUUAGUUUUGUUACUACAUUAAUACAUUAUUUUAUAAAAAAAUAUUUAAAUAUUUGGUAAUAUUUUCCUAACAGAUAUUAUUCUUUCUCAACAGAUAUUGUUAUAUUUAAAA